Messenger RNA from Erythranthe guttata (spotted monkey flower), 780 nucleotides. NCBI's taxonomy places the organism in Eukaryota, Viridiplantae, Streptophyta, Magnoliopsida, Lamiales, Phrymaceae. The record is from RefSeq and is a predicted model, not a curated record.
AUGGCAACCACAAAUGGAGCUUUCCCAUUUCAAAAGCUUGCAAAGGAGAACUAUGAUCGAUGGAGCAUACAAAUGAAAACUUUCCUUGGUGGACAAGACGUUUGGGAAACCGUUGAAGAAGAGUAUGUUGAACCGGAGAAUUUGGUUUCGUUAAGCCAAGCCCAAAGGAAGACAUCCAAAGAAGCCAAGCAAGCAUGGGAUAUUCUUAGCGAUGCUUUCAAAGGCAUUGAUAAGGUGAAGAAGGUACGACUCCAAUCACUUCGUGGAGAGUUCGAGUCUUUGAAGAUGAAAGACUCCGAAGAUGUUUCCGACUACGUCUCAAGGGUGGUUUCGGUCGUCAACCAACUUGAAAGAAAUGAGUCAAACGACGUUGAGACUCUUAAAGUGAACGAGGUAUUGGGCAAGUUAAAAGUCCAUGAGGAAAAGAUCAAGAGGCGAAACAAAGGGCCCGAAGUAGAACAAGCCCUUCAAGCAAAGACGAACCUUGCCGACCAACCGAAAUAUGAUGGUGCUCGAUUUCGAGGUAGAGGUAGAGGCCGUGGUCGUGGACGCGGUCGUGGUCGUGGCAUAGGUCGUGAAGGAAAAUCCUCGUACGACAAUGAUGAUACGAAGCAAGAGAAUCGACCAACAAGAGGUCGUGGAAGAUGUGGAUUCAAUCGGCGUCAAGACAAGAACGAUGCCGAAUGUUACAAAUGUCACAAAUACGGACAAUAUGCUUGGGAGUGUCAAAAUGAGUCAAGUGAUGAAAAGACUCAUUAUGUUGAAACAACGGAAAAAUAA